Topomyia yanbarensis is the source of this 20478-nucleotide messenger RNA. RefSeq lists its product as uncharacterized. Gene Ontology annotation, molecular function: protein binding; serine-type endopeptidase activity. Lineage: Eukaryota; Metazoa; Arthropoda; Insecta; Diptera; Culicidae. The transcript has 12 exons. Gene Ontology annotation, cellular component: membrane. Gene Ontology annotation, biological process: proteolysis. The record is from RefSeq and is a predicted model, not a curated record. The coding region runs from base 1080 to 4958 and encodes 1292 amino acids.
UUUUUCCCUACUGCCUUCUUCCGUUGUUGUGUUGUGUGUACGCUCAGCUUGUGUGUUGUGUGUGUUCUCAGAUCAGUCCUGGACCAGCGCGGUCAGAGUCAUGUUGUUGAAUAAUGUUUGCGAUCCCGUCGUGGUUUCGGCGGUUAGAACCUGCCAAAUAGUGAAAAAAUACUUUUCAUUAGAGUUGUUCAUAUUGCUUUUUUUUCUUGUGUACAUCGUGCGCUAAGUGUUUGAAUUUUGUGAUUGCCCGGUACAGCUGGGGAGGGUAGUUGCGCCGUUGGGCUGUCAUCGCUACCCUGGGCAAUUGGCUGGAUAUGCAUAAAACAAAUCCCAGCUCCGUCGCUGGGUCGUAACUAGCUGAACAACGUAAUUUCGCUAGUUGUUCAUCUGACUGUGUGCCUUUAUCUUUACGUCGUAAAUCUAUUGUUUGAUGUAUUUUAAACUGCUGGUGAAAGGCGCACCGAUUUUCCGUUCUUCACCUCACAAUCAUUCGCAUCAUCAUCAUCAUCAUGUUCAUCAUCACCAUCAUCAUCACCAGCAUCAUAGAGCAUGUAUUACGUGUCGGCCUAAACUCCCCGGGGGUCUCGAUGUGUAGUGAUUUGCAAGACUCAACAAGAAGGCAGUGAAACGGCAGCAAAACUUUAUGUCCUGUGAUGUCCCUCUUUUCGUCGACUAGUGAUUUAUUAUUUUGGAUGCUUUAUCCUUUGAAUAAAAAUUUUAAAACUGUUGUUUGAAGGUGUAUAUCCGGCAAGUUGCAGAGUGCUUAUCAGAUCUACAGUUUUUGUUAGUGGCAAAGUUUGAUUGUAGUUUUGUGCUUCGGAAUAUAUCGUCACGUUGCCUAAAUAAAUAAAUAAAUAAUCUAAAAAACAAAUCAUGUCAUCAAGUUCUCAAAGAAAUGACCACAAAAUCGUAGAAUUCAACCACAGAAAACUGAUUUCCCAUCUAAAUUGAGCUCCGUAUUCAACGAAGUGGACGCUGAAAAUACUCCAGUUGAGCAAAAAGAGAACGUGCACGGCGAACCCACCACAGAAAAGGGAUACUUCUGAAGACACACUGUGAUUCCCAUUUCCAUAAUCGACAUGGCGUCGUCAUUUGUGAACUGUUCCUAUGCACCCGAGGCGGGUGUUGGCGAUGCGACAGUCUUUAAUUAUUCGGACCGAACUGGAAGCGGCGCGCUGGACGAACGUGACAAGAGAACGACACGUGCCGGCAGUCUGACAAAUCACUCACUGUUGAAUUUACUGGAGCAGAAACACAAACUGUUGGAGGCAAUCAAUUUGGCGCCUCCACCGAAAGGCACCAGCGGGCGGCGUCAUUCGUCUGAUUCGUUCCCGAUGAUUGAAAAUGAAAAUUUUCAGAUCCCUCAGCGACAAAUCAAGAAACCACCCGGGUUACAACUUGUUCCUCCACCUGUGCCAAAGCGAACAUUUCAAGGCAAGUUUACUCAUCGACAAGCGGAAUCAUUCGACGGUCCCAAUCGAUCGCCGGGUGUAACGUAUGAAGGUUAUCACCAGCAGCCAAAGAGCUACUCCCAGUAUCGUCCCGAUAGGAUUUGCCAGUCUGCAUUUGAUGAGCAGACAUUUGGAUUUUUUGCAACGAAUAAAACCAAAACCAUCGGUUCCUGCCAUACUAGUGUAAGUACGACUAGCUUCGAUGACCUUGGAGACACGGAUGACUUUGUGAUAUUCAACAAAAAGAUGUCCUCGAUAGAGUCCAACCGUUCGUCCAGUGAUUCAAAUAAAUCACAAACAACCAUUGAUACCGGCUACGUGUCGGCGAAUGAAAAUGAUCGAUCUAUCUUCACAACGGCAGGCUCUACUAAAGGCACCUUCCGAAGUAGAUUUUCAUCCGAAGACACCCAAUCGUCGUUGGACAGCUUCCUUUCAUCCGAACUGCAUCGAACUGACACCAUAGAUUCGCUGCAAAUGAAUGAUUCACCCUUCAGUUUGAAGAAAAACGUGUUCAACUUUGACGCCAAAAGUAACCAUAUCCGAACAUCCAGUUCAGUGUCACCUAACUCAAACGAUGAAAAAAUCGACAACAGCUCGCUUCGUAGCAUUGAAAGUAAAAGUUCUCGUCGGCUGCCAAUGGUCCCGACCAGAAAACAAAAUAACAUGCCUCCAAAAAUCCCACCACCCACACGAAUCACUACUCCUCCUGCGUUGCCUUCGCGCUCUCAGCAGGCAUUCGAGUCUCGCAAGCUACACAAAAUUCAACAACAGCAACAACAGCAGCAGCUCAAUAAUGCACUCUUAAGUCACAAAUCCAGCCUAGAGAAUGUCCAAGAGCUUUACAGCCGCCCGACAGGUUUCCGGCGGUCGAUGCAGACUACACCUUCGCUCAAUCAGCUGCAUCACUCGAAAAUCAACCAACGACAGGAUUCCAACAUAUCAAGCGACAGCUUCUCGGCUACCUCAAGCCCAGGGUAUAACAGUAAAAAUAUGGAAGCUCCCCUGCUGCAGCACACCUGCAAAAUGAACCGCUCAACGAUGCGAAGCCAUCAAAUACAGCAACAGCAGCAGCAACAACAGCAACAACAACAACACCAUCAUCAACAGCAACACAGCCAGAAACCCCUAAACAACCAGCAGGACGCUAGUAAAAGUUCUACGGACAACCUCAAUCCGGCCACCGUACGAUCCGUACCACCGCGAGUCAGUAUGCGACAGGACUCCAGCAUUUCCAGCGAUAGUUUCAGCCAAACCUCCAGUCCGAGUUACAACACCAAAAUCAUGGAAGCACCGCUACUAUCGCAUGCCGCCAAAAUGCCUAAGGUUGCGAAACCGAUCGCACGGAAUAUGGACGAAAUUACCAAGGACAACAAUGGCGAACCGAACGGUUCUUCCGUGAUUAUCAAAAGUGCAUCGACGCCAGCCAGUUUGCAGACGAUCGUACGACUAUCGAACGGAUCGAAUGUGUCGCUCCAGGGAAAGAAACUGCAGAUCCUCAAAUCGCGGAAAAGCACCGGACGGUGUCCAUACAGCAGUCGGACGAAAUUUCGUAUGUGCCAGAUCGCGGUCAACGCAAUUCUCCUGAUAGCGCUUGCAGCCGGGCUAGCCUCCUACCUGAGCCAGAAUCCGGUCGUGACCUAUGUUAACCAGACAACAGUCGUGCGCACGAUAAAUAACCGACCGCCGAUGGCAGAACCUACGGCUCCGCCACCCUUCAAGCUGGAUAAAAAUCCGGCACCCGGUGUCUGCCUGCCGGUGAUUGUCAAGUUCUGCCAACAGCACAAAGUUCCCUACAACUACACCGUUUUUCCCAACUAUAUCGGACACUUCGGCCAGCCGGAAGCACAAAUGGAAAUUGAUCUUUUUGAGGCGCUGGUCGACGUUCAAUGCUACGAGCUUGUUCCACUAUUCUUAUGUUCUCUGUUUGUGCCUAAAUGCGGCACCACCGGGACGACGGUGCCGCCCUGUAAAAGUCUGUGUACUGAAACUAUGCGUCGGUGUAGCUUCUUUUUCGAUGUCUUUGGACUGGAACUGCCAGAGUAUCUUCGGUGUCCAAUUUUUAGCGACGCAGUGUCCGACCAGGAAGAGUGCGUCGGGAUGGCUGAGUAUAAGGAAUCUUUGUUGCGAGCGAGAAGACCUGUCAGCUGUUCGGGAUUUCUGUGCGACAAACGGCGUUGCAUUCCGAGCGACUGGCGAUGUGAUGGACACGUGGACUGUCAAGAUCAGACGGACGAGUCACACUGUGAGUUUUGCGGGGAAAAUGCCAUUCACUGUGGCGAUGGGCGGUGUAUGAGCCAGAAACACGUGUGCGAUGGUGUUCAGGACUGUCCGUAUGGUCAAGAUGAGAGAAACUGCAUUCGCUUAAGUGAACGGAACGGAGACUUGGGUCGAGGAACUUUGGAAGUAUACAAAGCGGACAUGAAACAGUGGGCUCCAGCGUGUGUGAAAAAUUGGGACCCGGCGACUUCGCCUACGCUGAUCUGUUCAAUGCUAGGAUACAGCUCAGUUAAUUCAAGUCGGACUACCAUGCGGGGCUCCAAUCGGACGCUUGUAGGCAGCAAGGAUGCCUCCUCAAUGUGGCGAAUGUAUCAGAAAAAGCACACUAACAUGAUAAAAGAGUUCAACAGUUGCGAGAUUAACUCAAGAUAUCCAGUGGCGGAAUUGACGUGCUCUAAUUUUGAAUGUGGAAAAGUUCCCAACAAAAAGUAUCACAAACCACAAACUCGUAUAGUGGGAGGAACAUCAUCCAAACCCGGUGACUGGCCCUUCAUUGCGGCUAUUCUCGGCGGGCCGGAGGAGAUAUUCUACUGUGCCGGAGUCCUGAUCGCCGACCAAUGGGUCCUGACGGCAUCGCACUGCAUUGGGAACCACACGAUGCGUAAUGUCAACGAUUGGACAAUUCAGCUGGGAAUCACCAGACGCCACUCGCACACUUACUACGGUCAGCGGGUGAAGGUCAAGGCGGUGAUACCACAUCCCCUGUACAACUUGUACAUCCCACACGACAACGAUAUCGCUCUGUUUCAGCUCGCUACCCGGGUCGCUUUCCACGAGCAUUUGCUGCCGGUUUGUCUCCCACCACUCCACAUGCGCGAACUGCUGCCCGGGACCAACUGCACCGUCGUAGGCUGGGGAAAGCGUGAGGACAGCUCACUUCCAAAUGGUGUGACAUACGAACCCGCACUGAACGAAGUCAAUGUUCCCAUACUGAACCGAGACCUGUGCAUCGAGUGGCUGGAGAAUCUGAACGUCACUGAGGGAAUGAUUUGCGCCGGUUACCAGGAAGGCGGCCGCGAUGCAUGUCAGGGGGACUCUGGUGGUCCAUUGCUGUGUCCUUAUCCGAACGAAAAGGAUCGCUGGUUUGUCGGCGGUAUCGUAUCAUGGGGCGUACGCUGUGCCCAUCCCAAGCUGCCGGGGGUGUACGCAAACGUGCCGAAGUUUCACCCGUGGAUUUUGUCCCAGAUAAACAACCAUUCCGUGCUACAGACGGACACUAUUGGCCGAUAAUUGGAGCCAUCCGGUGGUAUCGAUUGGCAGUUAGUGUCCGAUGGAGAACAACAAAAGCAGACACCCCAAAAAGCUGACAAUAAACGAAAGAAGAAAACAUCAACUUUAAUGCCAUUAGACGAAAGCUUGUCUAUCAACAUCGCGCGUAAAUGGUAUGGUCGAGCUAAAGGCAAGUACAUAAUAUAUACAUCGAGGUAAUCAAUUUCGCUUUUUGUGGCGGAAUAGUUAGCUAUGAAGUAAGACAAUAAAUAAAUGCCCUGAUAUUUACACAUAUCGCAAAAAGUAGGCAUGACGGUAAAGAAAAGACAAUAAAAUCUGACUCAAAUUUUUAGAAGUUGUUUUGGUACGACAAUAAUAUGUUUAGAAAAUAAAUAUCGCACAUUAUACAAGAAAAACAGCAACUGAAGGCGCAGGAAUGAAUUUACAAUCUUGUUUAAUGAAAACGGCAUUAAAUUCUAGGAAGUUAUCACCAGCACAUCAGAGAAUGGGGAACCGACUUUGAUCCUGAUGUUGUUUGUCACACACUAGUAAAAGAUCAACUGCAAAUAGGAAAUGUUCUACAACAGCAUACCAGUGGAGAGUAACCAGCAGAAGUGAUAGGAAAAAAGGAAGAUUUCCAAGCAAUUUGCUAUACAACGUAGUCAUACAUAGUAUUCCUACCCACAUGAUUCAUAGCUUUUCCUAGUCUCACACAGCUGAUGAAAGUAGGAGUUAUACAAUCUUCAUGGAGUGUUUGAGCGAAAAGCAAAUACGAAGCUUCUAUUGAAAAAUAAAACAGAACUGGAUAUUUUAAAUCGAUGGCAGAACCAUUUAAGGAAUCAUGAAUACCAUACAUUGCCAACCAGAAUUAAAAAUUUGCAUACUUAAUGUCUGAUUUCAAAUAAGAUUUUUUGACUUUGUACACAAUUAAAAAUCUUUGCAUUUUUAGCAUCAAAUCUUCAUCAAAAGCUGACCAUUGCAAAUUUUAAAACCUACCCAAGUCGCUUGUGUACAACACUGUUACAAAAAACCUGUUUUCAUCCUUUUCAAUUCCAACUAGUGAAAGCCCGGAAGAUAGAACGUAUGCAUUAUUGCUGCAGCUGGCAAACGAUAUAUGCCUAUGAUUGAAACUUUUCACCAACACUCUAACCAAAGCAAACACUACCUAGUUUCCAGUAGCAAGAAUGACAUCUAAAACGAAGGAAAAAUCCAGCAUUCAAAAAUCUUCUUCCAUGCACACGCUACAAUGUUCCGUAAAACUCCCACCACCCACUACACAAACGAUGGUUUCUUUGAACCAGCCAUGAUCCGGAGUGCCUGUUAGAUCCGUGCACCGUCGCAUCUUGCUGUCGACGCCGACAAUUUUGCGAUAAUGCGGUUUUAGAAGAAGGCUUGUGCAGUAAACGCUAUUCACGUUUACUACGGCGACAUUAGAAAUACAUACAGCAAGCGAAUAAAAUCAUGGACUAAUUUGAACCGUUCUUAGCCGAAACAGAUUCAAAUGGAAGGCCAAAUAGACAACCAGAUUCGCAUUUGUUUUCGAAUAAUUUUUAUGAGAAUACCAGCUAUUCAAUUUUAUCGAAACAUCAAGAUUUUGCGAAAAUCUCCUACAGUUUUAGCUAGCUGAUUCAAUUUGCACAAUUUCGGUUUCAAGAGAGUCCAUUAUCAACAAAAGGUAUUCUCGGUUUACUAGAUCGGAUUCUCUCUCUCUUUUACAACAUCUCGAGCACAAACCAGCGCAAUGCAUUGCAUAGCAGCCUAAUGCGACAAUACGGUUGGAGGAUGCUCUCCUUCGCACUCCAAAUCAAAAUUCUCAUCAUUCGAUCUGCGCAUCAAAAACGUUUCUGUAGGCCAUUUUUCGAAGCGGUGUCCUGGCCUCCAUGGAACUCUGUUGGCUCGAGACACGCACUUCAGGUAGAAACCUUUUCAUGACAUUAUGCACAUUCACAGAAUACGUCGCGUUCUGUACUGUACAUUAGGGUGGGACAAAAAUUAGAUUCCUGUUUCGAGCAACUUUUUAGGUUCCAUUUGGGUCCUAGAACAACUGUGCAAAUUCUUAGCUCGAUCAGUGAAACUAUAUUUUUGCGCCCGUUGUUUAAAGUUUGCAUGGGAUUUUGUAUGGGAAAAUUAACGUUCACAAAAUAAUUCCUCCAGGAGUCGCCCAUUGCUUCCUAAAAAUAAAUCGUUAUAUGACUUUUAUGGGAAAUUUAACAAAGAAACAAAGUCUCGAAGACCACAAAACGAUCAGAUGCUUGAGAAAAAGUUAUUAAGCAGAAACCGAUUGAUGCUCUAACGAUUUAUAAAAUAUUCAUUUUUUCUAGCACCACUGCACCCUUGUAAUCAAUUAUCUAUACUGUUUGGCCACUUCACAAGAUCUUCAGGAAUUAAUUGAGGCUUCUUUUGUACAUAAAAAGAGAAAGUUCACAAUUUUGUGUAUAAUUCAACCCAGGGCCGUCGAGAGCCGCGUCGGACCCCCGCGACUUGUAUUACUGCCGGGCCCUUUUAAUCCAAAGCCCUCUAGUUCAGUAUGAGUUAGUUCCCCUUCAGCCAUGGGAAACUCAUGAGUCCGUGGUUUCUAUUAGUCUCCAGUUGACUCAUAUUGCCACAUCCACAGAUAGCGUGCCAGACAGACGAAUUUCGCAGGUUCUUAUUCCGUGGUAUCCAAAGCGGGUAAAAUUGCCAUAGCUACGAGUUUUUCAAUUUGCGGGUACUCAGUAAUCAGGAAGCAGUAGCGUCUAGCUCAAAUGGCACGUUCGCCAUAUUGAUCAGAGAUUUGUGCCUUGCCAUCAAUCCCCACCCACCCUUCCUCUCUUCUUUUGUCUGACCAGUGGCGGCGCGAGGUGUUUUGUCGCUCGGGGCCAAACAUUAAAUUUGCCGCCCCUUUACAACGAAUUUUCAAAAAAGUUCAACUAUGUCCCACCUUUUCACAUGAAAUGAAUAUGAUAAAGGUAUUAGAAAGGAUCUACACAAAAAUGAACUUUUUCACAUUUUAUUGUCAAUAUUUUGUCCUGGCGGUAGUGUUGCGCAUAAAUUUCCUCGCGAAAGGUGUGGCUACGACUCCGUUCACAUGUUCGCUCCGCGCUCAUGUCCUUUAAUUAUGGCAAUAAUUGGUGCCUAAAAUUUUCUUGUUUGAGCAAAGAGACGGCAUUCUUCAUUUGGUUUAUGACUACUGGUACACCUUCUAUAAAAUAUUACAUAUUAAAAAAACUGAUCAAGGAAUUGGAUAAAUCAUUUUAAAAUACUAUUUUUGUGAGAUACUGGCGAUCAACUUUUUUUUAAAUUCUCUAGCUAAACAUUCAGAGCAACAUAAUUUUCUUUUAACCCCUAUCAAACCCAUUUUAUUUAUAAACAAUAACGUUUAUCAAUUUUUGGCUAAGGAAAGACUAGCUUACAGAACUAAUUAUUGAGACGAUUAAAUUUCAUUUGAGCACUAGCACAUAUAAGUAAUAUUCAUAGAACUGAUGUAAUUGCAAUUUGUCUGGAUAGAUCCCGGUGAAACAGUGCUGCCAAAGACAGUGGGCAUAACAUAAAUUUUUGAUAUCUUUAUGAUGGCUCGAAUUAUUAUUGAAAACUGAUAGACUCAAUUAAGACGUCUUUGACUACCUUUUCCAUACUAUUUGAUUAUAGUAAUCAUUGUAAGGGAAUUGUAUUGAGCAUCGGAUCAUUAGACCGGUUCUCUUAUCGACUAUGCUGGACCAACGCACCUGAUUUUUAGCAGGAACGGAAACACCUUUCCAAUGGAAUUAAUAGAUUGAAAAUACAAAGUAUACUUUUUGAGUUAGAGACAUUUAAAAACAAACAAGUUGUUUACAAAAAAAAAGUUCAAUAGCUUUGUAGUUGAGUUUUGAUAGUUUGUGUAGAACGAUUUUUUCCCCAAAUACAACUCUCUAUCACCGCUCGAGAGAUUCUUAACCAUGAACCAAACACUCUGUAUAUGAUAGAGUUCCCUGGUUUAAUCCCAGCAAAUUAGUCUGCAUACUCCCACUACUUCAAGUUCGUUCGGAAACUAAUCUCAGUUGAAUCUUUUGAGACUGAGCAAUAUGUAUAUAAUUUUGUUCGAUUGCAUCCGUCGUCUUGAUCCCCUACUUUUUAAUAGUCAAUCGCCAAAAUAAUAUAAAUUCAAGCGUUUCACCCACACUUGAUUUUGAUCGUGAUUAUUGAAACUUGAAGAAUUAUUAAAAAAUGAAAUAGAAAUUUGUUUAGUAGGAAAUGCCGCCCCCUGAUUUUGCCGCUCGGGGCGGUUGCCCCCUUCGCCCCCCCCUUAGCGCCGCCACUGUGUCUGACAAACCGACUAUUUAAAUUGACGAAUUAGUGCCUAUAGAAAUGGGAUUCGAUCCGCAGUCGAAAACCUUUAGUUUAGGUGACUAUUGGAACGCAUACGUAUAAUUGAUAUUGUUCGGUGUCUCAAAGAACUAUAAGAAGAUUCUAUAUUAACACUUAGAGUAUUCUAUAAAAUCUUUAUAGCAUUUAUCUUCAAAAGCUUUUUAGCAUGAUGUCUAUGUUCUGUAUGUCGAUAUAGUGCUAGAUUUAAUGCUUUACAUUUUAGGUGCAUUGAAGCAUUAAAAAUACUUGUAUACGUCCAGUUAGCAAUGGAAAUGCUAACUUAUAGCUUAUCUAGAAUUUUAAUUUUGCUCUUAUGGUUAUUUGGGUAACGACAAAAAACAAAGCUGAGCAUUCUGCGCCUGCCUGAACGAUCUGCAGGUGUUUCAAAAGCAGAAAUAAUACUUCCAACCCCCGGAAGAAUUUGGAAUUUUUAUUUUAACAGUGAGCCGAUAUAUUUCAUUUCGCGAAACAAACAGUUCUACUUGAUUGACGGUCUGGAACAUAAUCAGUACGCUAUGUCUAACAUGGUGAAAUUGUAGGGUGUAAACACUGGUCAUAGUGGUUUGCAACACGACAUUUUGUUUCUACUGUGCAGACAAAGCGAUACACGGACUGAUUUAUUUGCUGGUAGCAAUGGAGCAGUUUUUAGCUUUUCUUGUAAGCAAAAUGAGAAGGUAGCAGAUGCAGCUCGAAAUUCUCGUUUAAAAUUAUUACAUCAAAAAUAUUUUCAAUUUAUAUAAGUUUAUCUCAUAUUGAAUCCAAGAAAACCGUUACUAAUCGUUGAUUUUAUGCAGGUUUAAAAAAUAAACAAUGUAAUAUGGCUAACGUGUUAAUUAAGGUCAGUCUACCUUCUCAUCUCGCCUACAAUAGAAACUAAAAAUCGUUCCGCUAUAUAUACAAGGCAAAAACGACUGCAGACGAAUUGUGUUACUAUUGAUUUUUGGAAAUGUCUUGUAAGACCAGCUACUCGGGAAGUGAAAUAAAUAAUAAAUGUGCAGAUUGUGCUCAAACCAGGAGAAGUAAACGCACUGUAAAUGCACCAUAUCAAACAUUAAGAAACAUUCGCGGAACAACGUGCAGCACAUCAACGAAAGCUGUCACAUAACAACAUCAUCCCCGUAUACAUAGGCAAGGGCUCCAGAGAGAUGUGCUUACACGAAUUGUCUCCAUAUGCCUCUGACAUCGUGAUUACCAAUUUAUGUCAAGAUACGGAGAAGUGGCUUCCAUAAGAGCUGUAACUUGGCAUUUUUCCAGGUAUCCCUAACUUUGUUCUUACAAUACUUCCGUACAAACCAACUUUUUCAUACGUAACCGUUUUAUGCGGAUCAGCCAAAAAUGGAACGUUUCAUCAGACGAUACUGGUUAUGCAACCAUGGUAUGUGCGAAUUCUACAAAGACAUUGCACCACGCAAAACUUUGUGCAAAAGCAGCUAAGAAAAGCACACCUGCUAUAACCGUAAACAGCAUCUUAUGCCAAACCAUAAACGACUACAAAACCAAUAUCUACGGAUCUGACAGGAACAAAUAUUCACUCAUCAACAAUCACGCCCAGUGUCUCCAUACAUUAAAUUGGCUUCUCAAUAUUUUGUAGUGUAUUCCGUCGAUUCAAGCAAUAAAACUCAUUUUUUAAACUUGUACAAAAAGUAGACAACUCCCUUAAGAACGAUUGUUUUAACAAAUGUCAACUAUCAAAAAAAGUUUUCAUUUUUAUACGUUUUCAUCAUAUAACAAUUUAUUAAGGCGAAAUUACUGUUGCUAUUUUUUGAUCUUCUAUGAAUACCGGACGUGUUCGCCAAUCUUUCGCCAAUGCCUCCUCUCUCAUCGGGCCUGCAACCGUCAUAAGCAUGAAAAGUAAAAUUUUCAUCAAUCUUCAGGCAUCAAUCGAUUUUUGCCUUAUAACUUUUUCCACCAGCAUCAGAUCGUUUUACGGUCUUCUAGGCUUUGUUUCCUUGACAAAUUUCCUAUAAAAAUCAGGCAUCUAUAUAUUAUUAGGAGGUAACGGGCGACUCUUGGAAGAAUUAUUUUGCAACACUUUAAACCGCGGGCCCUAUAGUUUCAACAAACGAGCUUAAAAUUUGCCGACUUCUUCUGGGAGCUAAAUGCGACAUAAAAAGUUACUCGGAACAAAAUUUUAUUUUUUUCAUAUAACCGUGUCCCACUCUACUGUACAUGUAUACAUGUCUAGAGAAAGUAUUUCACGGGUUGAUCUGUAGAGGUAUAGCAAACUAAAAACGAAAAUUUUGGUCAAAAUUGUUAAUCCGCCAUAUUGGAAUCGCCAUUUUUUUUUUUAUGCAUAUUAACAAAAAUUCGUGUUUAGUAUUUUUGGUAGUAGGAGUCCGCCAUAUUGGAUCUGCUAUUUUAAAUUUCGGGAAACUGACUUAAGAUUGGCAAUGAGCGAUGUCUAAAAACCAUAAUUCUAUGUAAUUGUUACAAAAUAUUGAAAUUCUAUCACGAAUAAUUCAUCGAAAAUGUUCUCAAACUUUUAAACGCGUUUAUCUCAAAACAUGAUUUUUUUUAAAACUGCGUGCAAUCCCAUUUGGAAACGGUUCAAUAUAAAAACUUCUUUUAACUUCUCGAAAGAAAACCUUUUUCAUUGGAGGGAUGACCUAUAAAAUCUACAAAUUCUUUGUAUUCAUUAUUUUUAGUUAAGCUGUAAAGUGGAGAAAGGGCCAAUAAAUCGAUCUCAAAGUUUGAGAUCGCACCAUUACCUCAAAUUUGAAGUUUUUAGCUGCUCUUAGAUCAUCUCUCUAAUAAAUUUAGUUUACUUUAGAGCCUUAUUAUUAGUUUUGUGUUUCAGAGCCAUCCUGAGACAGAACAGGCUGUACGCAGUUUUAGAAUUCCACGUGCACCUAACCUCAGACGUCACCACGGGAGCCAUUUUGUUUUUUCGUCUUGAAAAACAAUGUAACUGAAGACGAACAUAUGAGCUUUUUGAAUCCUGAAACUGUUUCCUUCUAUUUUUUUCUUUGGCUCACAAAAAAUUUCAAGUUUUUCUUAGUUUUUGUUCAUUUGAAUGAGAACCUUCCCUUAAUACAAAAUCGUUGUAAUUAUUUUUGACCAAAUAAAAUGUUUCAUUCAGUACAACGGGAGUUAUACAUAAAACCGUUAAACUAACAUUGCCACCCUACUGGUCGUCAUUUUAAAAUGGACCCUUAUAUUAAAAGCUUUGAUCGAGGGUGAAAAAUCAUAACUUUUGCCGUAGGUAAAUUCGUUAUCAUUUCAUGUUUGCGCUCCUAUGGGCCCUAUUCUAUUCUAUUCUAACCCUUACACAGCCAGUAGUGAAAAGCAUCCUGGAAAACACUGCAGUUAAUCUUUAGUGUUUUUCUUGUCAACAUUAAUAUUUGAAGCAUAUUAAAAUGUGUGGCAAAUAUUAAAACGGCUAGGCCUACUGUGCAGAGUUGGGUUUGAAGAUGUUUCAAUAUUAUACGGCAAUUGAAUUAUUCAUUUAAUGAACAAUUCAACCAACGAAUCGUUUUGAAACUUGAAUGAGGAAGAAACGAGGACAACCGUACCGACCGUUUCAGAUUAUAGAGGAUUAGGAUAAAACGUUGGGAGUGACUUGGCUAAGAAGGAUAAUGUCACUCCUUUGGUCCUUUGGGGUGGGACAGAGGUAUUUACACCUUGCCCUGGCUAAAAAGUCUAGGUUAUAGCGCCUUUACUCGCUCAUAAACUUUAGAAGAACAAGGCAGAUCUUAUGUUCCAAUUCUUCUAACAUACGAAAAAAAGUUAAAUAGAACAGAUCGGAAUAGACACUAGGAAAUUCGUGCAGAUCAUCCUGGAGCUUACCGAAAACGCCUGAACAAUACGAAACUAGUGGUAAUAUGCAUUACUUACUUGCUGGUCUCAUUUCGGUUGCACGGUAUUCUAUUUACCCUUAUGUAACUUACAGGUUUGGAUCGGAAUCCUUCUUACGCGACCUUCGAUGUUUUGAUUUUCUAAGCUUCAAUGUCUUGACGGUUUUUGACUACAUCGGAAACUCGGAGUACCAGCGCUUAGAUGUUUAAUCUCGAUCCCAAUCAGCAAUCACGAUAAUGUUCGGUUUUCAAGUAACUUCAUUCCCGAAAACUUUUCUGUUUCCUAAUCAUCGAUACCUGUUCAAGUUCUUCAAUUCUCUAUUGACGCUCUGUGACUGGUGAGCCAAUGCAUGGAACAUGUGUAUGUUUUAUCACUCGGCUAGCACUUCACGACGAGAAAUAAUAACUGUAAGCUAAUUGAUAUUUCCAUUUUUUAAAAGAAAAAUGACGGGAGCGAUUUUUUUUUCGUCCGAUGGCCAUGGUUACUAUGAUAUCUUUUUUCCAUAUUUGCGCUCCUAUGGGCCCUGUCUAAAAACAUUUCAACUAAGAACAAAUUCAUAGUUCCGAUUUCCGUUUACUUAUACUACUUCAUUUUACUACUGAGUAUGUCAUUGGCUCCCAUUAUUAUCGGGUAGAUUCCUGGAGACAAUGACAUUUUGAUUCUCGUCAAGUCAAGUCAAGUCAAGCUCUAGUCUUCUACUAUAUUCUUUAUUAAAAGUUUUGCACAGUAUGCCGGUAUUUUUAAUCAAUACCGUUAUUUCUAUCAAAACUGGGUAUGUACUCCUAGGAUUUUCUUUAAACUUCGAACCCUAAAUAACACUGUGUCCACAUUGAACGCAAUUAAGAGGAAAAUCGGCUAAAAACGAAGGCGAAGCAACAAUGAGGCAACUAUGCUCCGUCGAAUUCAACAAUCCAAAGAUAGACGUAAGAAUGCGAAUUUAACCAAACGAGAAGAAAAUAACGAACCAUAUGCCGUCGGUGAAUACCACGCCAGUGCUUUUCGCAAUCAGUAAUCGAAAAUUAGAAAUCCAUGAUAGAGCUGAAACUGCGAACAUUUAACCAGGAGGUAUAUUCAACAUGUUACAUCGACAUUAAAACAUGCAAAACUAAUAACGCGUAGGAUGCUGUACGUGUUAAGUGAUCAUUAUGCUCCGACCGAAUUAGGCUACGAAAUUAUUUUACACGCCCUUAUUAUCCGGAUAUUCCUCCAUGUGCAAACAAAGUCCGUGGGAUGAGUUUCUAUUACUUUUAUGUAAAAUUUUAUUGUCAUUUUAAUAAUAAACCAUACAAUUGCGCAAUGCGGUAUUAAACCCCUAUAACCGUAAAACUAAGAAACGGUGGAAUGACGAAUUUCAGUAGCCGUGCAUGUAUGUGCAUCACACAAUCAAACAGUUUUUCGGUGUAUGUCAACCUCGGUUUUGUUCGUAUGUGGGAUAAUCCGGUCGAUGGCUGUAAUUGUAUUAGUAUCGAGCUAAACCAUUCGGAAUUCUAAUUUUUAACGAGGUAGACUGGAUUGCACAAAAAAAAUAAAAAUCGAUACGUUGCUUUGUACCGGACUUUCGCCUUGGGUUCUAGAUGCCUGGUUCCGAUUUACACCUAGACUCAUACUCUGAAUUCGGAGCAGACCCCGGAUUCGAACUUGUUCAGUCUAAAUUAGGACCAGUUCCCGGAUCUGAACCAGAUCUCGGAUCUAAACCAUCACCAGUUCCCUUACCAGGUCCGAAGAUGCACGAGGCCCAAACUCGGUGAGUAGAUUCUAAGAGAAGAAAAGACAAUCACGAGCUAAUUUGAUCCAGUCCUAAUUUCAAUUUACAACUCCAAACGGCUGUUGGGGAAUUGCCAAGCUGAAUUAAAUAAGUAUAUCGUCAAGAAGCAUAGAAAAAUGAAAUAAAUUUUUAAAUGCAACUUGAUUUGUGAAUCCUUGGUUUUGGUACGAUCUAUGAACUACAAUUAUUUUCAGCAAUUGGGAAAAGCAUGCCAGAGGGAUCUGGCAACGAUGGGUGCUUGUUGUCUUUAGUUUUUCGACCGGGCGUAGUUGAGAAACUUAAGAAGAGCAAGAAGUCUAUUGUCGCACAUUGUCGCCUAGCUGGACAAAGCCUCAAAUUUUUAUUUUGGAUUUUUUGAUAAAUUAAAAUAUUUCUGUGUUGAAUAGUUGUUUUGAAUAGAGUUUUCUCAAAACACUAAAUUUUGAAGACAAUAGCUCGAUUUUUGCAGAACUUCAAAGGUGUCAUAGCUGAAUUCUAAAGAAACUGUGUGCAUACCGUUAUUACAAUGAAAAUGUCUUAUUAAUUAAGAUUACGGUUUGAGUCAAACUGGCUUCAUUGGAAAGGUUAUUAGGCUUAGCCUUUCUUAUACCACAAACAUGGAGAAUGAAUAAUAAAUCGUUCAUUUAAUUAAAGGCAUAAUGCUCAAAGUUGUGGUACUUUUUUGCAACAGUUCGGAAAGAUUGCUUGUGCUGCAUGAUACUUGAAAAUUAGCGUACUUUCCGAAAAUGAAUUCUUGUUUCGCCCCUUUUUGCCGCGAGAUAUGAAAAAACGUUAUUUUUCACGACAUGUCAGAAGGAGACAUUUGAUUGCCCAGGGUUUGUAAUGUAAUUUAUAAAUGUCGCUCAGUGUUAUCAACAAUUGAAAUAAUAUGUGCUCUGUUUAAAAGUCACUAAACUUAAAUUUUUGAAAAUAAACGUCCGAUACAGUGCACUUUAUAUUUGUAGAUAUUUAGUUUUGAGUCACCCUAGGUGCCAAAAUAAAUUGAAAACAAGCAUCAAAUAUGAAUUUAGCGUCUUAAAAUCACCGAAAGUGAAGCUUUCGUCGAUUUCGGGUAACUUUUGAGGUUUGCAAGUAAUACCCCACCACUAUUCCGAGCCGGGUUAUCGUCUGCUUGUGUGUUGAAGCUGACCGAGUAUGAGCCGAUCUGCAAAUACAAAAUGUGUCGAGUAGUUAGUGAAAAAUGAAACCCAUCUCACUCAACAUUAUUUUCGCUUUGAUGCGCAAUACAAUGAACAACAAAAUGCUACACACUUUUAAAAGAUCCGAAGGGUCUCAUAUUCAACAUGAGUGCGACACAGAGAGUAUUUGAAUGUGCAUACAUUGCCGUUUUUCGAGUUUUUUUUUUCGAGCAUUGACAAAUGAUUUCAAGAAGAAAUGGUAGACAGUCAGUUAAAUAAAAGAAUAUUAUCUUAACUUGCAAAAACGUUUGCUUAAUAAUUUCUGAAUUCGAUCGCCUUGUUGCACAACAUCAGCACUCUAGAAAAUUUGCUAUCCUUCUCAGAAUUAUUUAAAGUUUUGAGCGAAUGCAGUAAGCGUCGCAAUACUCUAAUUUCUAUUAAUGAACUUCGCUGCUCAAAUGAGUUAGCGCCGUUUACAAGCUUCUGUUUGAUUAAGGAAGUCACAAAAAGUGCAGCUGAAGCACAUAAAAUCCGCAAAAAAUUCAAAUUACACAAGAACAUACCUCAAACCGAAAACUUACACUUUCGCAGGCCUUACUGUUAUUGUAGAAGUCAAUCUAUCUUGCAAUCAAUACUAAAGGUAGCAUAUAUCGUACGGAUUUCAAUUCAAAACCAUCCAUAUAAUUUAAAUUAUUCAUAUAUUUCAUCUUAAAAUAUAAAUUCAAUAACGAGAAAAAUAAAAUAUCACUUUUGGAUGAAUUGAUUCGAAAAUCAGAACCCUUCAAUACACUUGUCAAUAUAAUUUAUACGAUUAUUUUGUGAUGGAAAAAACCUUCAACAUAAUUUGGAUCACGUUUCUUAUAUUAAAUGCUCCACUGUGCACCGUUGCUGAUUUUGAUAAAACGCCGCCGACCUGUAAAUAUUGUACCGGUGCACAGAUCUAACGCCACGUGCUCGCACUUCUUCCGCUUCUCCUGUCUGGGCAUUGCGUGUAGGUACUUAGCCCCUUCUCGAAUUCCCUCUUCCUGCUGUGAUACUACAACCCAACUGGAACUUUGCAGUCAUCAAACUCACACCGUACGUACAUGGUUCCAAUCUCAUUUCACCAGAGAAUACCCAACUGAGCUGGAUUUGAACCCAGUCCCGUAGUGGCGCCGAGUUUGCACCAUCCUAUAUGCGAAUUUCGUAUCAUCUACCUUCAACAUAUUUGUCGUUCUCAGAUCAUCACCAGUGCCGCAGUGGUGGCUUUGUCGCCGUUGAGGAAAUAUUUCUUGUGGGAUGGUAUGCUUGUUUGAAUGAGAGCUGGUAUUUAAAAUAUUAGUCUAAAUUUAGCACUGUCGUCGGGUACAGGAAGUCCUUCGGAUUCCUUUGAACGACGGUUAUUUUAAAGCCGCCGGUUGAUCUGAUUUUCAUUAUAUGUCGUAUGGUACAUAACACAUCACUUUUUCCGCCCUCGUGCAUUAAGGGGUUACAUCACUAUAGAGCACGAAAAAAGCUAUAUUUUGGGAAUCUUUCUUAACGCAAUGAAAGGAUAAAUCGAGAUCAUUUAAAAUGGGAUUUAUAGCACUAAUUGUGAUGAACAAAAAAUAUUGUUCAUAUAAUUUCACCACAACAUGGCGGCAGCAUUUUCCCGCCGGUGAGUUUUCUUGGAAGGGGUCCACGGCUCUGAUUAGUUUCCAUUAUUCGCUGUGUACCGACUAGAGCUUCCAUCCCGGGAAUUUAUUUCCCGGAAAUCCCGGGAUUUUUGGAUUUCCCGAGAUUCCGGAUUCCAGGGAAAUUAUGUUUUCUCAUUCCCGGGAUUCGGGAAUCCAAGGAAAAAAGAUUUUUAAUUUAUUCCAAAAGGCUUAGGCUCUGCGAAAGAAAUUCUGUAGGAAAUAUUUUUACCGGCAAACAUUUGGGGUGAGUAGUGAAUGCAGAUUGUAGCGUUAAUGAUGCGCGGUACUUUCUUAAAAAAUCGACGAGUGUAUAUUACAAAACUCGGGAUGGUUUUAAGUGAUAUCAUGCUUAACGCAAACGCUAUUUAAAACAAAGAAUGUUUCUAGAACGUCUGCAGAAAUAUUUGGUCGGUUCAUCGAAUGCAUAUUUCGUCUAAUUUGUUAUACCGUAGCUGUAACAUCUGUAAAUUUUUGAAUGUAUGAAAAGAAAUACAUAACGCUGUAUCUAUCCAUAUUACGCGCAUCUAAACUCUUUGAAUGUCGCCUUCAAGGAUUCAGAAAGGUUUUUGGAAGGGAUAAGAUCAAACAAUCCAGAUACUCACCCGUAACAAGAAAUCGAUGGUAGGCUUCAUCCAUCGCUAUACAGUUCGUCCAUUAUCUGUUUGAUUUUGAUUCACACUUAAUUCGAAAUGAUGCUGAUCCUACUGUGACGGAAAUUCCAUAUAUCACAUUUUCUCAUUUGAUCGGAAAUAACUGUACACUACCCUGAAGCAGCUCGAUCUUUUCAUUCAAGAUUACUAAAGAAGGUGCUUUGCAUUCAAUUGAUUACAUUCCAUCGUAUCAGAACAACAAAUUCCAAUUUUGGACAGUAACUCCAGCAGCUUCGUUUAGUUCCAAUCGGAAUCGUAAUUACCAAGAAAAAUCAUCAAAAGAAGUUGAUGUUGCGUAAACUUAUUGACGAGUUAUCGAAUGAUUGAAUGAUGUGUAGGCCACCAAAUCGCCAUUUUCUGACAACUGCCUUUAGGACAAAUAUAGAUGCAAUCAAACGGGUUAGAAAACUUUUCGAUUUAUUCUUUUGUUUUCAAAAAAAUUAUUCACCUUUUUAUUUUUCUUCUGUAUUCCCGGGAUUCCGGGAUUUCCCGGGAAAUUUAUUAUUUAUUUUCCGAAUUCCGGGAAGGUGAAAACCGUCGGGAAAUGGAAGCUCUAGUAUCGACAUUAUCAGUUUGUAGUGUUAGGUCUGUUUUCGGAUCGCUGUUUAAUCUUUAUCUACCAAAGAAAGUACACCGAUUUAGCACGUAAAGUGUGUAAAUCAGUCAAAAUUAUAAUGAAAAAAACCAAAUUUUAGAUUUCAGAUGAUGCUUCAUAGUGACAGCUCUGCCUGAGAUAGGCUGGGAAUUUUUACUUUUCCGCAUCGUGUUUGAAAGAUUUUUUAAAACUCAGAUUUCUCGGAAUUAAUGCAAAAUACAUUUGUAAACAUUGAUUCCAUUCAGUACAGAAAAAUUAUAAACUUUUCUUGUUUCUUGGGGUAAUUGCGAUGUAUCACAUCUAACAAAUACCACAGCUCUGGUUUUUCACGUCUAACUGACAGCAAGUUGGUGUCAGUUAGUGACGAGUAUAAUAAGAAACUCAAAAAAACGAACGACCGUUUUUCAUACUUAAAACAGAAUAGUAGCAAAUAUGUCACUUCGAAGAAUGAAGACUUUAUCGCCGCACAUUUAUAAAAAAAAUCAUUGCUUUUUUUCAUUAAACGUUUAUUUGACACGGCAUUUGCAAAAGCUUUUUUACGCCAUGGUUUCUUUUUUACAUAACAAGUUACAAAAGUUCUUAGGACUAUCACGUUAUAAUAAAUAUUCACUUCCUAAUACUAACACCGAGGAUAAGCAUCAUUUUAAAUAUUUUUAUUUAUAUUCUAUUUUCUUGAAUUUCAUUGUAAACCUUUUGUUAGAUUUUUCUGUAAUGUUUGUUUAUUUUCUUUCCUUUAUUUAUAUUGUUUGAUCUAACUUAACUAACUGCGAAGAAAAUUGUUUGUGGGUAGCAAGGGAUAAAAAACUAGGAACACCUGAAAAUGAUAAACAUGACCCAUGUAUAUAAGAUCUCCUAAAGCGAGGAUAUCACGAACAGGAACAUAGGCCGGUUAUCUUCGGGCUCGUAAGGAGUCUAUUAAUUGGGAUCUGGCUUUACGAUAUUCAGUGCAAGACCAAACAACAUAUUCAAUGUUGUUCGUAACCCUCUCCGCAAGCACAUUGAUUAUCUUCUGCGAUCUCAUGCGAUCUGCGUAUAAUGGUUGGACAUGAGCCUAGACAUCACACGAAUGAAGUUUCGACUUACAUAAAAACCCUUUGAACCAUGCCUUCGUCGAUACUUUAGUGAUAAUGGAGUGCAACCACCGUCCCAGAUAUCCAUUGUCUCAUGACGUUUGCCAACUAGUAAGCGUCCUCUGACGAGAAGCGCUAUAAAAUUCAUUAAAAGCAAUAUGUCUUUCAUAGAUGUCACCCUUCAGUGCCCCUAUUUUGGCUAAAUUAUCUGCUCUCUCAUUACCCGGAAUGGAGCAAUGAGCGGGAAUCCACACUAAGGUGAAUUGAUAAGAUUUAUUUGUUAAUUUAGUUAAGUAUUCUCGUAUCUUCUUCAAAAAGAACGGAGCGUAAUUAUCAAGCUUUAAUGAGCGCAAUGCCUUAAUUGUGCUGAGGCUAUCUGUGAGGAUGAAAUAAUGGCUCGGGAGUAAAGUAUCAAUGAUUACCAGACUAUAGUGAACUGCUGCUAGUUCGGCUGUGAGUAAAAAUUUCUGAAGUGGCCCCCCAAUUUUUCACAAAGUGGUGAAUUUUGCAAAACAUGUUUUAAUUUUAUUGUUUAGGUACCCCUAAACAUCUUCGUGAAAUAUUAUGUCG